UGGUGGUGUUUAUUGUCCAUUAUCACCUCGAGAUCCACAACAUCGUCUGCAUGCACUCACACAACAAACUCAAAGUCAUCUUGUACUUAUUCAUCAUCUAACUAAGACCAAACUCGAUCAUGACAUUGUUUCACUUGAUGCAGAUUCAGUAUUAACGAGCCAUGUCACUGAAUGUGUGGUUGAUUUGAACCGACUAUCGAAAGUUACCACAUUACCAGACGAUGUCGCGUAUAUUAUUUUUACAAGUGGUUCUACUGGGACACCCAAAGCAGCUCAAACUAGGCAUCGAAAUUUCACAAAUUUCGUGCAUUCUAUACAAAAUGCUGGUGUAUUAAACGAGCAAGACAUAGUGUCACAAAUAUGUGCUCCGACAUACGAUGUACAUGUUAUGGAAAUCAUGGGUAGUUUACUUUUGUGCGCGACUGUUGUGAUGUUACAUCCCUACGGCAAUAUGGAUUUUGAAUAUUUUGCUCACACACUGCAACAUAAACAAAUCACAUGUCUUGCACCUGUUCCAACUUUCUUAAAUCAUUUAUGUGACUUUCUGGCACAAUCUAAUUACUCUCCUUUGUCAUGUGUGAGAUCACUUUGCAUUGGCGGUGAGCCAUUUUCACUAAAACUCGUUCACCGCCUCAGAAGUCAUAUUAAGAGUAAGUAUUACAUGCACAAUAUAUAUGCACCAGCUGAAUGUACUAUUGUGUCGAUAUGUCAUCGUGUCGACACUAUAUCUGUUGAGAACAACAUUCCUCUUGGUAGAGUUGUGGCCAACGAACAAUACAAGGUUCUAGAUAUUGUUUUGCAGCCUGUAGCAAUCGGAGAAGAAGGAGAAUUGUUUAUAGGUGGAGUGGGCGUAUUUGCUGGUUAUCUUGGACGUGAUGACUUAACUGCAAAAGCUCUUGUUGACAUAGAUGGUGAAUUGUUUUAUCGAACAGGUGAUCUUGUUACAAUCGAUAACAAUGGUCUUCUUCAUUAUCAAGGAAGAAAAGAUUAUCAAAUUAAAUUACAUGGACAACGAAUUGAACUUGGUGAAAUCGAACGAUGUUUACUUAAUAUCACAUCUCUAUCUGCUUGUAUUGUCAUGAAAUGGAAUGAUGAUUAUCUAGUUGCUUAUGUUCAAUCUCUUUC
Adineta steineri is the source of this 1125-nucleotide messenger RNA. The record is from the annotation of a GenBank genome assembly. Lineage: Eukaryota; Metazoa; Rotifera; Eurotatoria; Adinetida; Adinetidae.